AUGUCGCUGGACGAGGUGGAACACCCGGAAUUCAAGUUUCUGCUGAUCCCGUACGACAUCGACAAGCCCGUGCAGCAGCUGAUCUUCAAGGGAAAAGAAGCUUCUUUCCGCGAUCUUUUGAAAACUCAUUUAAAUAAUGAAAAAAUUAAUUGUUUAAACAAAAAAAACUUCGACAACUUCCGCGAAGAACUCAAAAAAAAGGCCGACGGAAAGAUCGACGACCAGGGCCUCGAGCAAGUCCUCCAGGGCUCCUCCCAGAACUACCAGAUAAUCCCGCUGACGCUGCCAACGAAGGCCAACAACUUCAAAGGAAUUAAUGCUUACAUCGACAGCGUCGGAAGAAUUAAAGACAUUCCCAAAAACGCCAGAGCUUCCCGCGUCUGCUCCACAGACAUUCGAGGCGACUGCUUCUUGUCUCUGGUUUAUGACGAUGAAGAAAAGUUCGAAAGACAAAAUUUGACUUUGGAGGAUUUCGAAGAACUUAUGAAAAACCCCCCCGAGGCCAAGGGAAGAUGGAGCGAGACGCAGGCAACGAUGCAGCUGCUGCAGCAGCAAUCCGGGGCUGCCAAGCCUGAGGAGGCGCCGCGGAAGCUGAAGUGCGAAAACUGCGGAAAAGAGGACCUGCCGCUGAAGAAGUGCAGCAAGUGCAGCAAGUCGUUCUACUGCAGCGUGCAGUGCCAGCGGCAGGACUGGCCUCUCCACAAGCGCAUUUGUUCCAAUUAA
This is a messenger RNA of Eimeria necatrix, 723 nucleotides long. RefSeq names its product zinc finger MYND domain-containing protein, putative. Lineage: Eukaryota; Apicomplexa; Conoidasida; Eucoccidiorida; Eimeriidae. The coding region runs from base 1 to 723 and encodes 240 amino acids. The transcript has 6 exons. The record is from RefSeq and is a predicted model, not a curated record.